AUGCUGGGUGCAUUGGUGCUCAUUGGUGGUGUAGUUUUGGGUUUGACUUCAGUUGCAGAUGCAGCGCUGCAGCGACCAUUGCUGACUCCAGCUUCCCCCAAGCUCGACGGGCUCUUACAGUUGGAGCACCCGUUGUACGCCAACUAUAGCGUGCGCGUGACAGAGUCUCAGUUCUGCGACGGGGUAACUCGAGUAUACACCGGCUACAUCGAUCUUGAAGCAAAGCACCUCUUCUUCUAUUUCUUCGAGAGUAGACGCGACCCUGCUUCGGACGACGUCGUUUUAUGGCUCAAUGGUGGUCCCGGAGGGUCAUCUGCUCAUGGCCUCUUUAUGGAGAAUGGACCUUGUAGAAUGGCCGGUCCGAACGGCACGGAACGCUUCGAGCACUCUUGGAAUGACUUUUUGAAUACGCUCUACUUGGAUCAACCCGUUGGCACAGGGUUUUCGUAUGCCGAUCAUGGCGAAUACGUGAGCUCGACCUAUGAAGCCUCGAAGGACAUCGCUGCAUUUGUCGCAAUAUUCUUCCACCACUUCGACAACCUAAAAGGCAGAAAAUUCCACAUGACGGGAGAGUCGUACGCGGGACGAAUGAUACCAGUUUUCGCCGCCGCUGUACAUGACCAAAAUGCCCGCCUAGUGAAGGCUGGUCUUGCACCAAUCAACCUCGACUCUAUCGUCCUCGGAAACGGCUGCACAAACUUCAUGAUCAUGACGUUGUCUUACUAUGACAUCCAAUGUGAAUAUCAACAAGAUUACGGAAUUCCGCCCAUUCAAACAGCGCAGGAAUGUUCAAGGAUCAAGCAGCUCGUUCCCCGCUGUGAACGCAGACUGAAGACCUCUUGCAUCGACACGUAUGACAAGACAGACUGCUUGGCCUCCCUGUCGUUUUGUGCCGAUGCAUUCAAGGACUUCUGGGCGAAAGAUGAUGGGUACAACCCCCAUGAUCGCACUCUGCCAUGCAAACCGUACAUGGGGAUGGAUGAAUGCUAUCCCAUCAUCAAAGACAUUAGCGCGUACCUCAACAACCCUACGACACAAGCCACGCUCGGAGUCGACCUUGCCCACUCCACCUUCGUCGCGCACAACGGCUCCGUGCAGGCGAUGUGGGAGGCGAACGCGGACCGGGUGUCCUUCCGCGCCGAGGACGCGAUCGGCGCGCUGCUCGACCGCGGCGUGCGCGCGCUCGUGUACGUCGGGGUGAACGACUUCGUGUGCAACUGGGCGCGUCUCUCUUCCAUCGGCACGGAGCGCAUGACUCUGGGCGUCGAGUGGGCCCAGCAGGAAGCGUACCGGCGCGCGCCGGUGCGAGACUGGCGCGUUGGGGACGUAGUGGCAGGCAAAGUGCGCAGCGGGGGCGGGAUGACGUUCGCGACCGUUCUGGAUGCCGGGCACUUGACCCCGCACGACCAACCUGUCAGAGUGCUAGAAGUGGUCAGAAAGUGGUUGCUCAACGGCGAUAUGUGA
This is a messenger RNA of Epithele typhae, 1464 nucleotides long. RefSeq names its product serine carboxypeptidase. Bases 1 to 1464 code for a protein of 487 amino acids. Lineage: Eukaryota; Fungi; Basidiomycota; Agaricomycetes; Polyporales; Epitheliaceae. Gene Ontology annotation, molecular function: serine-type carboxypeptidase activity. The record is from RefSeq and is a predicted model, not a curated record. The transcript is spliced from 12 exons. Gene Ontology annotation, cellular component: fungal-type vacuole. Gene Ontology annotation, biological process: proteolysis.